UCUUUAACUAGGCAAGUCAGUUAAGAACAAAUUCAUACUUUCAAUGACGGCAUAGGGGUUAACUGCCUUGUUCAGGGGCAGAACGACAGAUUUUAACCUUGCCAGCUCGGUAAUUCGAUCUUGCAAUCUUUCGGUUAACGUUACUAGUCCAACGCUAGGCUACCCGCCGCCCCGUGCCAAUUUGAGUUAGUGUACUGUGCACAAUCAACACAGGAAAGCAGAAUUCCAACCUUGGAACUGGAAAUUGUGUGUUAUGAGAGUGCUAAUAGGAGGAGGAUCUGGGUUUGUGGGAAGAGAGCUGACUCGUUUACUCAAAAACAAAGGUCAUGAAGUCACAAUAAUAUCUCGACAGCCAGGUCUGGGAAAGAUCACAUGGGGUGAAUUGGAGUCUGGUGGCCUCCCACCAUGUGAGGCUGCUGUCAAUCUGUCUGGGGAGAAUCUUAUGAACCCACUGCGAUGGUGGAAUGAGGGCUAUAGGAAGGAUCUGUUCUCCAGUCGGGUUGACACAACCACAAUUCUGGCUCAAGCCAUUGCUGGGUCCCCCAGUCCCCCUCAUGCUUGGGUCCUAGUCACAGGUGUAGCAUGUUAUAAACCCAGUCUAACAGCUCAGUACACAGAAGACAGUGAGUGGACGCCAUUUGACCUCCUGUCAAGACUGGUGAAGGAAUGGGAGUGGGCGGGGCGUCUUCCUGAAAACAUUGCACAGAAUACCAGACAAGUAGUAAUCAGACCAGGGGUAGUACUGGGUCGUGAUGGUGGUGCCAUGAAGCAGAUGAUGACUCCUUUCUGGCUAGGCCUUGGAGGCACGUUGGGGUCUGGCAGACAACCAUUCCCCUGGAUCCAUGUCUCUGACCUGGCUGGAAUCAUCGCUCAUGCCCUGAAGCCCUCUCCCGACACCCCCUCUGCUGUCCCUCAAGUGUUUAACGGUGUUGCCCCAGCACUGAACACCAAUUACGAGUUCACCAAAGAGCUGGGCCGGGUUCUGAGGAGACCCACUGUCUUCCCUGUGCCUGGAUUUGUCAUUGAUGCCCUAAUGGGUUCAGAGAGAGCCAUAGUGCUAACCCAGGGUCAGAAAGUAGAACCCAAGAGGACUCUGGAGUCAGGCUUUCAGUACCAGUACCCAGACCUGAGCUCUGCCCUGAAGGAGAUUGUUGAGAGCUAGAUGUGAAACAGGAGAUGUCAAGAGACUGAAGAGAUUAGAUUUUGUAACAUGAGAGAACUUCACUGAUGUGAGCUUUUUUCCUGAAUAAAUAUGAUGGACCCUGUCUUUCAAAAAGUG
Messenger RNA from Salvelinus sp. IW2-2015, 1279 nucleotides. RefSeq names its product short chain dehydrogenase/reductase family 39U, member 1 (gene sdr39u1). NCBI's taxonomy places the organism in Eukaryota, Metazoa, Chordata, Actinopteri, Salmoniformes, Salmonidae. The record is from RefSeq and is a predicted model, not a curated record.